Molecule: messenger RNA, 1385 nt
Organism: Mugil cephalus (flathead mullet)
Lineage: Eukaryota; Metazoa; Chordata; Actinopteri; Mugiliformes; Mugilidae
Product: sialic acid-binding Ig-like lectin 12
Exons: 6
Coding region: 29-1219 (396 amino acids)
Source: RefSeq, a predicted model, not a curated record
UUUGCAGGUCUGAAACUCACACAAUGAGAUGGAAGCUCUGACACGGACUCUGUUUUUUGUGUGCCUUUGCAUUCAAGUUACUCAAACCGAUGGCUCGUCUUGGACAGCUAAGGUGCCGACCUCAGUUAAAGGUCUUGUUGGGUCAUGUGUGGUCAUCCCCUGCUCAUUUGAUUACCCACAGCCAGAAAAUAAACAAGUCUCUAAUUACACUGGGAUUUGGAACAACGACGCAAAUCAACCUAUCUAUCAUCCAGUCAAGGAAAAGAUCUUGGAGCAGUAUCAAAAUCGUACAACCCUGUUGGGAGAUAUUAGAAACAAGAAUUGUUCUCUGAAGAUUAAUGACUUUCGGUCCAGUGAUGGAGGCCCUUUUUAUUUCAGAAUUGAAAUGGAAAACUACGACAAGUAUUCCUACUUAAACUACAAAGUUUCCAUCUCAACAAUUGAUGAACCACAACCCGUCACCCUCUCUAUGGGUGAGGCGAUAAAGGAGGGAUACAAUGUUUCAUCGUCCUGCUCUGUGUUUUACUCCUGCCCCACCUCUCCUCCUGUUUUCAACUGGAGUCACUCCGGAGACCAGCACUUUCACUCAGAGCUGCUCAGUGACGGCCAGUGGAAAGCAACGUCGAAUCUGACAUUUCGCCCAACCCACGCUGACCGCAAGAAGUCUUUACAAUGCAGCGUUCAAAUGCACAAUGGAAAGCCACUGUACACAGCAUCCAAGGUCAUUCAAGUGAAAUAUGCCCCUGAGAUAAAGCAUGCCUCAUCAUGCUCCUCAGAGGGCGACAUGGUAAAGUGUGUGUGCAUGGCUGAAUCCAAUCCUUCCAGUAUCAUCCACUUUGUGCUUUCCAACAAAGUUCACCUUACCGCUGAAGUAGAGCACCAUGGCUAUCUUACUGUCGGGACUGUGCAGGCUAACGUUGGGUCCUCCACAUAUGUGCACUGUGUGGCAAACAACAUGGAGGGCAGUGCCAACGUCACCCUCUCCCUGCCUGUUAAGAUUAAUAUGCUGUAUAUUUACAUUUCCGCUGGAGCAGCCGGAGGUUUGAUGAUCCUUGUAGGAGUAGUGAUAGUCGUUAUAAAAUGCAGGAGGAGAUCUGGAGACACAGCAGAAUGUAACUUGAGCGCCACAAAAGCAGAGAAGGAGUUGGAGCUCUCUGUGCCUCAGUAUUCAAGGACACAAAGGUUUGAUGUUAAUUCACAUCAAAUACAAUCCUCAUAGUGUCUUUAUAUGAACAUUUAAUAACUGUACACGUUUGCUUUCUGCACAGAUCAGUCAGGAAAAGGACCUAUGAUGACGCGAGAUGCCAAAGCAUUUAUGCCAACAUGGAGGUAUGUAACUCUUCCUUAUACGCUCAUGUCAAACGUGCAUGCAAGAGGAGACAGAG